GUACGCCUGAAAAACAGCAAUUCCUCAAAAUGGCGGGAAAGCCCCUGAACAGUCCGCUCGACGAUGUCCUCGCCUCCCUCCUCGACCGCCGCCGGGAGAGAAACCAGCUGAGAAGCCUGACUAUCGUUCCAAAGGGCACCGUCGAUUUCUCUUCCAAUGACUACCUCUCACUCUCCUCGCAGCCGACCGUACAGCGAGCCUUUUUAGCUCGCCUCCAUGCGGCAGUAUCAUCCACCCCGGCUGACCACAACACCCGCCCGUCAUCGCUGUUGGGAUCAGGUGGUUCGCGGCUGUUGGAUGGCAACUCUCCAUUUGCCGAGUCUCUUGAAUCCAUGCUCGCCGGCUUCCACGGCGCCCGGGCCGGCCUUCUCUUCAACUCGGCCAUGGACGCAAACGUGGGUCUUUUUUCGUGCGUCCCACAGCCCGGCGACGUGAUUGUUCAUGACAGCCUGAUCCACGCAAGUGUUCACGAUGGAAUGCGCAUGAGUAGAGCCAGCAGACGAAUUCCGUUCGCCCAUAGCCGGGUUUGGGAGGAGAGCCCGGUCGGGGAAACAGCCUCGACUGCAAACGUAUCUUCCGCGGGUAGAUGUCUCGAGGGAGUCCUGAGGGGUCUGACACAGGGACCCGAGGGUGACCAAUUUCGAUCUGGAGAGAGAAACGUCUUCAUCGCCGUUGAGGGUGUCUACAGCAUGGAUGGUGAUGUGGCCCCCUUGGCUGACAUUGUUGACUGUGUCGAGCGUUACCUUGACCAGGGUAACGGUUACAUCAUGGUCGAUGAAGCACACUCAGCCGGUAUCUUUGGUGGCUGCGGCCGGGGCUUGGUGUGCGAGUUGGGUCUCGAGAAACGGGUGUGGGCAAGGGUCCUUGGUUUUGGAAAGGCCAUUGGUUGUGCCGGAGGCAUGGUACUUUGCUCGCCCACAACACGCUCCUAUCUCAUCAACUACGCGCGUACUCUGAUCUACACAACUGCCAUGGCAUUCCCCUCCCUCGCGAGCAUCGAGGCCACAUACAACUUUCUUGCCGCAGGCCAAGCGAAGCCACUACUUGCCCAUCUAGAUGUUCUCAUACAAGGGGCACACAGGCUCCUCCUACAAGCUUGCAGCCGACAUCGUCCUCCGCCUGACCUAUUACGAGUCCGUUUGGGAAAGCCACAGUCACCUGUUAUUCCUGUCCUUACUUCCCAGCCCCGGAACUUAGCUAAACACUGCCAGCAAAUGCGGUUCAUGGUGCGUCCCAUUGUCGCACCAACUGUACCCAAGGGAGAGGAAAGGAUCAGAAUAUGUCUUCACGCGAGAAAUUCCAUGGCCGAGGUGGAAGGGCUGAUUGGGGCGAUAGAACAGUGGCUUGUGGAAACUAUGAAGAGAGGGACUGAUCGAGAAGGGACAGAGACGGGGCCAGACACAGGCGGAGUGCCACCAGAAGAACGGGUAACUGGGAAAGCAAAAAUAUAGAGGGCGGUUACCGC
Chaetomium fimeti is the source of this 1465-nucleotide messenger RNA. RefSeq names its product pyridoxal phosphate-dependent transferase. Gene Ontology annotation, molecular function: pyridoxal phosphate binding. The record is from RefSeq and is a predicted model, not a curated record. NCBI's taxonomy places the organism in Eukaryota, Fungi, Ascomycota, Sordariomycetes, Sordariales, Chaetomiaceae. The transcript has 2 exons. The coding region runs from base 30 to 1451 and encodes 473 amino acids. Gene Ontology annotation, biological process: biotin biosynthetic process.